Messenger RNA from Haliotis rubra (blacklip abalone), 4717 nucleotides. RefSeq names its product putative glycerophosphocholine phosphodiesterase GPCPD1 homolog 2. Bases 66 to 1850 code for a protein of 594 amino acids. The record is from RefSeq and is a predicted model, not a curated record. Lineage: Eukaryota; Metazoa; Mollusca; Gastropoda; Lepetellida; Haliotidae. The transcript has 17 exons. Gene Ontology annotation, biological process: glycerophospholipid catabolic process. Gene Ontology annotation, molecular function: glycerophosphocholine phosphodiesterase activity.
AUGUUCCUACAGAGGAAGGUGAAGUUGUCUAUGUGACGGGGAACGCAUCAUCACUAGGCAGCUGGAUGCCCGAGGAUGGGGUACCUCUGGAAAAACAUGAAGAUGAGAGUAACACGUGGAGCCGUGUUAUCAACCUGCCGGGCGAUGCGGACUACCUGUACCGAUAUUACAUCUGCCGCUUCCUGGAUGCGGGGAGUGGCCAGCUAAAGCUGAUUGUUGUCCGAUGGGAGACCAACCUGCAUCCAAGAUCAAUUAACACAAAAAAUAGCCAGUGUGAACAGAGAGAUAUCUCAGAGUUUGGUCAGUUUGGUGGCUACAACAACUGGAGUAGGGGCUGGCUCAUGGGACAAGUGAGCACCGAGAUCCGCCUCUUCAACAACCCCAUCUACAUGUGGAAACAGCGUCACUGUGCACAGACCUACAGGGUCAAGUGUGUGCCCAUGGACUAUGCAAUGCGCGAUCCAUCAAUCCUUGACUUGUACGAUGCAGAUGAAGAAGAGAGCAGAGAUGGUCCUCCAACGUGUAAGAAGACAGAAAUAACCUGCUUUUCGGUGGGAGACGAAGUCCCUCAGAGACAGUGUCAAGACGAGUUUGGCCUAAUCUACAAGCCUGAUGACUACCUGGUCUUCAGCAGUCAGACUUUCACUCCAGAAAAUCUGGGUUACCAACUGGACUUCUAUGUGGAAAUGGAGAACCGAUUACCUCAAUACGUCGGAUAUGCCUACAUCUUGCCUCUAAACAACCUAUCAGAAUCUCUAGGCUGCAGAAAAAUCCCUAUCAAUGGCCUAAAGCACAAGCCCAUUGGGGAGGUCACAGUGCAUUAUUUUACCAUAAAACCAUACAAACAACACACUUUUGGGAUGGAACUUUCCUACCAGAAACACUGGAAGAGGAUGGGACGGAGUCUGGACGUCGGGCAUCGUGGAAUGGGAGCAUCGUAUAAAAAAGUGGCACUGGUAAGAGAGAAUACAGUGGCUUCACUCAAGGCAGCUGGUCAACAUGGAGCUGACUACGUGGAGUUUGAUGUGAUGCUGUCUAAGGAUCUACAGCCUGUCGUUUACCAUGACUUUAGUGUGGCUCUACAGCAUAGGAAGCGACAUCAUGAUUUGGAAGAGCUCCUGGAGAUCCCUGUCAAGGACCUGACCUCCGAACAGCUGCAGUCUCUCAAGCUAUAUCAUGCGUCAUCAUCUGCAGAAAAUCAGAUAAAACUGACACUGGACUCGAGCGAUAGUGACGACCUUCAACCAUUUCCCACUCUACAGGACUGUCUGAAGAGGGUGCCCCCUGAAGUUGGCUUCAAUAUUGAGAUCAAACACCCACAGGCCACUGAGGAUGGUCCGGAGCUGGAACACUACUUUGAUCACAACCUUCACGUUGACACCAUCCUCAGGACCAUCUUUGACCAUGCUGGAACACGCUGCAUCAUCUUCUCAAGUUUUGACCCAGACAGUUGCAUCAUGUUGCAGAUGAAGCAGAACAAAUAUCCGGUUCUGUUCCUAAGCAACGGACCCACUUUGAAGUAUUCACCAUACACUGACUACAGAGCGAGAGAGUUCGAUGCAGGCAUUAAAUUUGCUCUCGCCUAUGGAUUGCUGGGCGUGGACUUCCAGGCUGAGGGGUUGCUGAAGGAUCUGUCUCUCAUCAAGAAAACACACAGCAUGGGGCUGGUGAUGUUUGUGUGGGGAGACGAGAACAACAGCUCCGAGACUAUCAACCUGUUGAGGAAGGAGGGAGUGGAGGGUAUAAUCUAUGAUAGGAUUGACUUCUACAAGGCUGACAAGGGGCAGCAGUUUGUGCUGGGAGACAAGAGUAGUACAUCAGUACUGACUGGUCUGGAAGAGCUGUCAUAAUAGUCACUGGUGGUUUUAGGGGAUUAAUAUAGUAGAGAGGAUUUGCAGAGCUAGAGAGAAUGCACUUUUAAACUAAGUCUUACCAUGCUUAAGAGUAUAUAUAGAAGUUCCAAAAGAUAUUGCUGUUAUAUCUUCAUCACUGACAUAAAGAAUGCAAAGAAUUAAUCUUACAAAUCUUGCCAUCUAUGCCAGUGUUUGUGAUCAACAAAUAUCCCUGAAUGUGUAUUAGUGUAUUGGGGUAGUCUUGUAUAAAGGCACUAUCACUCUUAAGACUCAGGUUCAACACUCAGAUACAAUUUUUUUAAGCCUGAUCCUGGUUUUACCCAGCUGUGAUGUUAUUCAUCCUCGAUAAUCUCAAGAGUGUACGUUCCAAUAAAUCUCCACUAGUACCCUUGAUGCAUCUAUGGCUCUGCCAGAGAAUUAUAUUGCCUCCCUUUGCGGGGUCCGCCUCCUCACAGUAGCCAAUCAGAUAAGCUGUUACAACCAAGCUUGCCAGUGUCGACAAUGAUAGCGUCCGCAACCGUGAAGGUUUGCUCACUCACUAUGCGACUGAGACUAAGGGAAAAUAUCAUACAGACAAAUUGACAGGUCCAGUGCUUCAGCCAGGCAAGCGCCAUUGACACUAAAAAAUAUGCAGUGGCACCUUUUUUCAAUGCUAGAGCGUACCCAUUGGCGCAUCAUUUAAUAUAAUCCACAGGUCUUCUAUACCAUGGUUACCACGAAUGGCAAAAGUCUCAACUGCGUUGGCACACAUUUUAGUAGUUAAGGUGCCAUUUGGCAACACUCAAAAAAUCCUGGCUGAAGCACUGCAGGCCUGAAACCUUAAAAGAAUAUUUGCAAGAAUUUCAUUUACCUCUUUCAGAGUACCUCUGCAACAAUUGUGUUGCCAAGUUUAAUCGGUUAGACAAAAGAAGUGAAAGUGAGUUAUGAUAGAAACCUUGUGAUUGGUACGCUCAACUUCCCAGCGUAGGCAACUAAAUGGAUGAAAAGCCAGUAAAGGGAGGUACUAAAAUUAUCUGUCCGAACUGUAGAUGCAUCCAUUGUACUAGUGGAGAUUUAUCGGAAUGUAUACCCUGGAGAUUAUCGAGGAUGGAUGUUAUUGAGAUGUUGCAAGAAGCGGCAUCAAACAAUACUCUCGCUGAAACAUUUUACACAAUAUAUUUUUAAAUACUUGCUUAGUUCAUCUCAAAACUCCCUCAUCCUUAAGGUGAAAGUUAUGUCUACCGGAGCAGCCUGAGUUGUUUCCGUUUUGCAUUACUCAGCGUUGUUGAAUUAGUGAAUGAUUUAAGAAAUUGCAAAGGAGUAUGAAUUCUGUGAAUUCACCUAUAAAUUUGUGCAUGACAUUAUCAGCCUCAGCAGCAGAGUAUAUUAGGAUGUUAUACAUACCGGUAGUACACUGAUAUACUCAUGGAAACGUUUAAAGGAACACAUGAAAGUACAGAGCAAUACAAAGCUUGUGAAGAAACCUGGGAAAAAAAUAAAGUAACACUAGGCCAUUGGUCCAUAACUACAUAGGUUGCAUUGUGCAUAGCAAAACAUGCGAUGUGUACAGUAUAAUUGAUAAUUUUAACAUCUUAGAUAUAUUGCAAGAUAACUAAAGCUAGCUAAAUUAUUAAUAAUUUAAUACGGUACUUUCUUUCAGGUGUUCCCUUAUUUAUUUCCAUGAGUAUAUCAGCUGCUGUAUUAGCAGUGAUACGAUCCACCAUAUGAUCCAUAUGAAUUAUGAUCCAUCAUAUGAUCCAUCAUAUUAGGUCUCAGGAUAUAUUAUCUCAUCAAUUGGGACAUGCCUGAAUACUGGGUAGUGUAUAAUUUGUAUAUAUGGAUGGGUUAUGUUUAGAAUUGUUACGAUAUGAUGAGGGUGCUAUAUAAUUUGUAUCCCAAUACAAUACUGCCACUUACAUUUCAUGUUGUCUCCUAUUUUUGCAUGAAUCGUUAGUCUCUUAUUGUUACACCACUAGUAAUAUUACAUCUCUUGGCAUUAGAUCUUUAUUAACAUAUGAAGAGAUUCCCUGCUGUUUAUGUCCACAUAUUAAUGUAGUAUUCUGUGAUAUAGUUUACUGACUUUGGUAAAGCAUGGGGUUAUUGUUAUUUGGCAUCAUUUUGAGCAUCACAUUUUGAGCAUCACAUCGUUUUGAACUUCACAUUUUGAGCAUCACAUCGUUUUGAGCUUCAUGAAGACUAAUAACAAAAUAUCAAAAUUGCGCAUUGCAAACUUUCACUCUAGGAUAACCCGAUUCUUUGAAGACAUGUGAAGUGUUCCAUUUAGAAGUAAUAUAAAUAAAAGGUGAAAAUUUAUGGAUGUCAACUUUUUUAUAAGAAACACAACAUUCAACUGGUAAAGUAGUAAAAUUAUACUCCAAGAUGUGAUGGGGACGGUGGGGUAGCCUAGUGGUUGAAGCAUUCACUUGUCACGCCAAUAACCCGGGUUCGAUUCCCCACAUGGGUACAAUGUAUGAAGCCCCUUUCUGGUAUCCCCUGCCUUGAUAUUGCUGGAAUAUUGUUAAAAGCUCAGUAAAAACCAUACUCACUCACUCACCAAGAUGUUGUGUUCCUCAUAAUAUAGACAUUGACAUCCAUGAAAUGUUGACCUUUCAUGUAAUGUGUGAAUUACUCACUCUUAGUGAAUGUCUUUGUUUUACGUAAACAAAGCUUUUAUGAUAAUGGACAGAAUGUGGUCUUCAUGUAUUGUGUCAAUGAUGUUUGAAAGGAUUUUUGAUUUAGAAGAAAGAAGGAGUUUGACAGAACUGUCCAACUUCUUUGAUAUUUUCAGGGGUGGAAAUAACUUUCAAAUUGCUAGUGUACUCCGGUACAGUGGAUUAAUAUUGGAAAGUCAACUGGACACCGGUACAGUGUGAUAUACAAAUUUG